AUGGAGUACGAGGCACUCAAAGAGCAAUGGAGCGACGUGGAGGAUCGCGACGGUGUUCGCCUGAGCUGGAACGUGCUUCCCAGCUCGCGCAUGGAAGCAUCGCGACUGGUUGUGCCGAUUGGUGCUCUUUACACCCCAUUGAAAGAGAAGCUCGACACACCAUUGCUGCAGUUUGAGCCAGUGACUUGCAAGCAGCCAUGCCGCUCUGUGCUCAAUCCAUUCUGUCAGGUCGAUGUUCGCGCUCGAGUUUGGAUCUGUCCCUUCUGCUUGUCAAGAAAUUCGCUCCCCCCCCACUACAAGGACAUUACGCAAAACGCGAUUCCGCCCGAACUACAUCCUGCAAACACGACUAUUGAAUAUCGACUGUCUAGGCCAGCUCCAGCUCCACCUAUAUUCUUCUACGUUGUAGACUUAUGCCAAGAAGAUGACGGCCUUGCUGCGCUUAAGGAAUCCCUGGUCAUGAGUCUCAGUUUGCUUCCUGAGAACGCCCUAGUUGGCCUUAUUACAUACGGCACGAUGGCACAAGUUCAUGAGAUCGGUUACGAGGGCUGCGCAAAAUCGUAUGUUUUCCGAGGAAACAAGGACUACACUGCCAAGCAAGUUCAAGAUAUGCUUGGUCUGUCAGCUUCUACAGCUCGACCGGGGAUGCAACAGCAACCUGGCCGUCCUCUGCCUAUGGGACCAGCAUCCAGAUUUCUCAUGCCGGUUCAGCAAGCGGAAUUCCAGCUCACUAAAGCAUUGGAGGCGCUUCAAAAAGACCCGUGGCCAACCGCGAACGACCGCCGUAGCCUGCGCUGCACUGGCGUGGCCCUGAGUGUGGCGAUCGGUCUCAUGGAGUCGUCAUUCCAAAAUGCCGGAGGUCGUAUAAUGCUCUUCGCUGGUGGCCCGGCUACGGAGGGCCCGGGCAUGACAGUUGGCCCUGAACUGCGAGAGCCAAUGAGAUCGCAUCAUGAUAUUGAUCGCGAUAACGUCAAGUACUACAAGAAGGCAUUGAAGUUCUAUGACAACUUGGCAAAGCGCACAGCCCAUAACGGUCACAUCAUUGACAUUUUCGCGGGCUGUUUGGAUCAGGUCGGACUCCUGGAAAUGAAGGGUCUUUGCAAUUCGACUGGCGGCCACAUGAUUCUAACUGACAGUUUCACGUCGUCGAUGUUCAAGCAGUCUUUCAUCCGUGUUUUUGAGAAAGAUGGCGACGACAAUCUCCUCAUGGGCUUCAACGCGGUGCUUGAGGUUCUCACCACAAAGGAAUUGAAGGUGACUGGUCUCAUUGGACACGCUGUUUCCCUUAACAAGAAAUCAGUUUCCGUUGGCGAGACCGAAUGCGGCAUCGGUAACACUUGCUCUUGGAAAAUGUGCGGCAUUGACCCCAAAGCAAGCUAUGGUGUCUAUUUCGAGGUUGCCAACCAAGGCCCAAGUCCUCAUCAACAAGGACCUCAGAAAGGCAUGUUGCAGUUUCUAACUUACUAUCAACACUCGUCUGGCCAAUUCCAUCUGCGUGUCACCACCAUCGCUCGCAAUCUAAGUGGACCAGCUGGUGAUCCGGCGAUUGCUCAGUCAUUUGAUCAGGAAGCUGCCGCUGUCCUCAUGAGCAGAAUAGCUGUUUUCAAAGCUGAGGUUGAUGAUGGGCCCGAUGUGCUUCGAUGGGUGGACAGAAUGCUUAUCCGACUGUGCUCGCGCUUCGCCGACUACAGAAAAGAUGACCCGUCCUCAUUUAGGCUGGAGAAAAACUUCACCCUAUACCCGCAGUUCAUGUUUCAUCUGCGCAGGAGCCCUUUCUUGCAAGUAUUCAACAACUCUCCUGAUGAGACAGCCUUCAACAGGCAUGUGUUAAACCAUGAAGACGUCAGCAAUUCGCUCGUCAUGAUCCAACCAACACUUGACUCUUAUACAUUUGAUCAGGAUGGUGGCCAACCUGUACUUCUUGACUCGGCCUCCAUUCAGCCUACACAUAUCCUCCUCCUAGACACGUUCUUCCACAUCCUCAUAUUUCAUGGCGAAACAAUUGCGGAAUGGCGUAAGGCCGGUUAUCAGGACCAGGAUGGCUAUGAGAAUUUCGCAGCAUUGUUAGAGCAGCCAAAGGAAGAUGCCAGGGAUCUGAUUACGGAUAGAUUUCCACUACCUCGAUUUAUCGUAUGUGAUGCUGGUGGCUCCCAAGCCCGAUUCUUGCUCUCUAAACUCAACCCGUCUACCACGCACACGACCGGCCCAUACGGUGGAGCUGGAGCCGCUUCGGGUCAAACGAUUUUUACCGACGACGUGUCUCUUCAAACGUUCAUGGAACACUUGAUGAAGCUUGCUGUCAGUGGCACCAACUAA
Molecule: messenger RNA, 2316 nt
Organism: Beauveria bassiana ARSEF 2860
Lineage: Eukaryota; Fungi; Ascomycota; Sordariomycetes; Hypocreales; Cordycipitaceae
Product: Sec23/Sec24 trunk domain-containing protein
Exons: 7
Coding region: 1-2316 (771 amino acids)
Biological process (GO): intracellular protein transport; COPII-coated vesicle budding; COPII-coated vesicle cargo loading
Cellular component (GO): COPII vesicle coat; endoplasmic reticulum exit site
Molecular function (GO): GTPase activator activity; zinc ion binding
Source: RefSeq, a predicted model, not a curated record